This is a messenger RNA of Salmo salar (Atlantic salmon), 2045 nucleotides long. The record is from RefSeq and is a predicted model, not a curated record. Lineage: Eukaryota; Metazoa; Chordata; Actinopteri; Salmoniformes; Salmonidae.
GUGAGAGAGACAGAGAGAGAAAGAGAGAAAGAGAGAGAGAGAAUGCCAGUCUUGAUGAGCAGAGGUCGACUCCUGUUGACGUCACGCAGACACCGAGACCGAGAGAGAGAGAGACACCGAGAGACACCGAGAGACCGACACCGAGAGAGAGAGAGAGAGCAGGGGGAAAGGAGGAGGCAGAGAGAAUGGCUGCCCAGUGCCGCAGCUCCAAAUGCACCGUAGAAAGGAAAGGAUUCCGGCGGGAACUCGAUACCUGGAGACACAAACUGAUCAACUGUGUCGGGUUCGAGAGCAUCCUGGAGGGAAUCUAUGGCCCAUUACUACUCAGAGACCUCAAUAUUUUUGAUGACUGUGAACCAGAGGAGCUUGAGGACUGGGCAGUGAAGGCCAGUUGUUCCUUCUGCAGUCUGCUGAUCAAUGACCAUGUCCCGGUGGCCGCCUCCCCCCUGCCCUCCCCCUCAGACGACACGCCCUCCCAAGCCGCCUCCCUCUCAGACAGCAGCCUAUCAGCUCACAGGUUCCUUCACGCCGUGUUCCAUAAGAAGGAGCUGGCGUCCGGCGAGGACCCCGACGUCCCUCUGGUAGCCCAGGAACUGAUGAGGAGGAUGGUCCGGCAGUUUGCUGCGGAGUACGCCUCCAAGACGCGCCUCACCACCUCGACCGACACGGGCUCCCGGCGUCCGGACCUCGACACGCCUCUAGACCUCACUGUGACGCGGAACCAGGAGGAGGAACCCACACCAGCUGACACUGUGCUCGACCUCUCCAAGCGGAACUCUGCCAGCUCGGCCUCCACAUCACCCACCAAUCACAAAGCCUCAGGGUGAGUGUCUCUCCUCUCAUUGGUCCAUACUCCACAUCGCCCACCAUUCACAAAGCCUCAGGGUGAGUGUCUCUCCUCUCAUUGGUCCAUACUCCACAUCGCCCACCAAUCACAAAGCCUCAGGGUGAGUGUCUCUCCUCUCAUUGGUCCAUACUCCACAUCACCCACCAUUCACAAAGCCUCAGGGUGAGUGUCUCUCCUCUCAUUGGUCCAUACUCCACAUCGCCCACCAAUCACAAAGCCUCAGGGUGAGUGUCUCUCCUCUCAUUGGUCCAUACUCCACAUCACCCACCAAUCACAAAGCCUCAGGGUGAGUGUCUCUCCUCUCAUUGGUCCAUACUCCACAUCGCCCACCAAUCACAAAGCCUCAGGGUGAGUGUCUCUCCUCUCAUUGGUCCAUACUCCACAUCACCCACCAAUCACAAAGCCUCAGGGUGAGGUGUCUCUCCUCUCAUUGGUCCAUACUCCACAUCACCCACCAAUCACAAAGCCUCAGGGUGAGGUGUCUCUCCUCUCAUUGGUCCAUACUCCACAUCACCCACCAAUCACAAAGCCUCAGGGUGAGUGUCUCUCCUCUCAUUGGUCCAUACUCCACAUCACCCACCAUUCACAAAGCCUCAGGGUGAGUGUCUCUCCUCUCAUUGGUCCAUACUCCACAUCACCCACCAUUCACAAAGCCUCAGGGUGAGUGUCUCUCCUCUCAUUGGUCCAUACUCCACAUCGCCCACCAAUCACAAAGCCUCAGGGUGAGUGUCUCUCCUCUCAUUGGUCCAUACUCCACAUCGCCCACCAAUCACAAAGCCUCAGGGUGAGUGUCUCUCCUCUCAUUGGUCCAUACUUCACAUCACCCACCAAUCACAAAGCCUCAGGGUGAGGUGUCUCUCCUCUCAUUGGUCCAUACUCCACAUCGCCCACCUAUCACAAAGCCUCAGGGUGAGGUGUCUCUCCUCUCAUUGGUCCAUACUUCACAUCGCCCACCAUUCACAAAGCCUCAGGGUGAGGUGUCUCUCCUCUCAUUGGUCCAUACUCCACAUCGCCCACCAUUCACAAAGCCUCAGGGUGAGUGUCUCUCCUCUCAUUGGUCCAUACUCCACAUCACCCACCAUUCACAAAGCCUCAGGGUGAGUGUCUCUCCUCUCAUUGGUCCAUACUCCACAUCGCCCACCAAUCACAAAGCCUCAGGGUGAGGUGUCUCUCCUCUCAUUGGUCCAUACUCCACAUC